Leopardus geoffroyi (Geoffroy's cat) is the source of this 1598-nucleotide messenger RNA. RefSeq names its product ubiquitin conjugating enzyme E2 U (gene UBE2U). The coding region runs from base 494 to 1456 and encodes 320 amino acids. Lineage: Eukaryota; Metazoa; Chordata; Mammalia; Carnivora; Felidae. The transcript has 10 exons. The record is from RefSeq and is a predicted model, not a curated record.
CCGGUCGCUGAUUGGAUGAGGGGCAGCCAAACUCCCCCCACUCCUUUCCCGCAGGGUUCUGUUGCUUGGCAACCGAUUUGCGACCUCCAGCGAAGCGGGCACCCAGUUACACCUGUGAAACGUAAACUACCCGACUAACAAGGGCCCCACACUGCCCUGCGCUUACACCUCUCCCGCUCGCCGCCCGCACGGACGACACGGGUUGUGCCAGGUGCUCAUCCAAGUUUGCCUUGAGACCAGGCUGUGGGCUGGCACGGCGGUCGCACACCGCAGUUGAGCACGUGCCCGGUUUCCUUCUUGAAGUCAGAGGAGAAAAAAAAGUCACUGUUCUAUGUCCAAUUUAGAGCCACUUCUGUUGGGAGGACACAGCGUUCUGGGGCUCUAGAAAACAAGAUUUAUGUCGGAGUGGGAGAGUGACCGGUAAUCUCAGACAUCUGUCUCAGAGUGCACCCUAGGAGUGUGGGGACAAGUGCCAGGCCUUUGCUGCCUUAUCAUGCACCGCAGGGCUUACUUCUUGCUGGAAAGAGACUUCCAAGAGUUGAAGGAGAACAAUUUUAAGGGUAUUACUGCCUUUCCUGUAAGUGAAGAUCUGAUGGAAUGGGGAGCUAGUAUUCAAGGUCUACAGAAUACAGUUUGGCAAGGAUUAUUCUUCCAACUGACAAUAAAUUUUACAUCGGAGUACAAUUUGGUCCCUCCAGUUGUGAAAUUCUUAACAAUUCCUUUUCAUCCAAAUGUAGACCAAAAUACUGGUCGGGCCUGUAUAGAUUUUUUGGACGACCCUGCUAAGUGGAAUACAAGCUAUACAUUGAGCAGCAUUCUAUUUACCCUCCAGGUUAUGCUUUCGAAUCCAGUGCUAGAAAAUCCAGUGAAUUUGGAAGCAGCCCAAAUGCUGAUUAAAGAUGAAUCUCUGUACAAACAAAUAGUUCUAAGAUUUUUCAACCAACCAUCACAAUUGAGAGAUGACAGGCCUGAGUCACUUAAAGAUCCAGAUAAAUUUAUCAGAUCAACUAAGGCAGUCUCAUUUAAUGAUUACUACAAGACAUGGUCUGGAAUAGCCACAUCCAAAGCCACAGAGUAUUAUAGAAGUCCAUUGCCUGAAGAUCCACAUUUUAUUGGAGAGUAUCAUAAAUGGAAGAAACUUGAAUUAAAACAUCCUAGAGAAUGGAAUCUAAAGUAUGCUGCUGCUAUGGCUCGGCUUGCCAGAGAAAGCAGAAGGCCUCACAAAGCCAAUUAUCCAACGGAAAGUGUUCAUCUCUGCCCAACUCCAAUUCAAAAUUUUCCUAAUGCACAACCUGAAAUUGAUAUCAUCAUGAAGACCGAUAGAACAAAGGAGAGGUGGAAGAGUGUAAUUUUACCAGAUGAUGUUAACACGAAUGAGUCAUGGGAAGAAGAAGUGGAAGACCUGGUCACCUGGACCAACACUCUUGAUAUAAAUGUUUUAGAUGAUUCAGCCUGAAGCUCCAGGAUUUAAAAAAUGAACAGCCUCAACCACAGAUCAAUUUCAUGAAGCAACUUUGGAACAUGGAUUCCAUUUUUUUUUCAAGUUGGACUCAUGCUCUCACUUCAAGUACAAAUUAGAAAUAUAACUACAAAUCAGU